AUGUGCGCCACUAAGAUGGUUACUAUGAGGACGCCAACAGAAGAACACUUUCACAAAUCGGGUGAGCUGGACGAUCCAAGGGAAAGAUCCCCACGGAAUUCUAGAGCUUUUCAUUCAUACCAGACAGAGCAUCAUCUUCUCUCGCGACAGACCCACACUCAUGUGCGCAAUCCAUCUCUUCCUACUCUCUUAAAUGUUGAUUCUUCGCAUUCUAGUGCUGCCGAGACAUCUCCACUGACACAGGAACCCAUGCAAGAUCCGAGUGGCCACCACCUCAUAACACCUCCAUCUUCUUCAACAAGGGUCCAAUUUAAGACUCCGAUAUGGAAGAGCGGCUCCAGCGAACACAGUGAAUUCGAACUUUCUUCUGCCUUCAGGCACGAUAGCACGAGUUCGACCCGCCGUCAAAGUUCCAUUGAAUCGUUAAUGCGUGCCGCUGCUACGGUUGAAAGUGACACUGAUCUGAACAAGACUUAUCAGGACAAAGUGGCCACUAUAUUAGAAUUAAAAAAUGAAAUAUCAAACACUAUAAGAAACUGGCCAAUCGCCAAGGAUACCUCAUCACAGGAGCUCUACAGCGCUCAGAAAUCUUCCGACAGUGGUACCGGUGGAUCUAGUGAUAAGAUCCUCCUAGAUCAAAUAUCCUGCGAGAACCUGGCGUCGCUGAAUGAGGUUACCCAACGCUUGAACAACGCAGUUAAGGAAUUGGUGUAUCUCAAAGAGCAUGUUCGUUAUCUCAAAGAGUCAGCCGCCGCCAUUUCUCGGGCUAGACCAGUAUCUGACUCGGGAAAGAGAGUAACGCUACCUCCAAUUGAAGCUCUCACAAUGAAUCUCCCGAAGAAAGCUUCAUCGAAAAAUUUCCAGUUUAAGAAUGAGGCGGCAAAAACUUCAGUUGUGCCACCUGCUCUUGAGCAGCAAAAACGUUCAAGUAGUUUCCAUGAUCCUCGGAAAUCUCACGAGCGGCUCAGUGCGUCCAGGAUUUCAGGUAGCGCAACCUGGCCGCCCUCAUAUAUUGGCGCAAAUCAUAGACCAACCCUAUCUGAUCCAUCAGCUUAUCGAAACAUGGGCAAAGCUGAUGGCUCGGCGCAGGAAAUGCAGUACUCGAAGCCGAUUACUGUGCCAGUUCCACCAGGCACUAGACCAAUAAUACUCAAUGCCCAAAGCAGUUUGCAAACGUCAGUUAAGAUGAAAAAUAAAAUUGUUAAGAAGAGGAAGAAGUCUUCAUCAGAGAAGUCGUCUCCGGAUUAUCAUCGUUCUUUAACGCAUGGAUUACUGCUUAGCGAGCCCAUUAGAAAAGAUGAGCAAUCGACGACCUCCUGCGUUCAUUGUGGAGAAAACAGUACACCAGAGUGGAGACGAGGUCCAUACGGAAACAGGACAUUGUGUAAUGCCUGUGGACUCUUUUAUCGCAAAUUGAUAAAGAAAUUUGGAGUCAAAGAUGCUAACCUCUUGAUGCGAUUCAAAAAGCAAGUCAAUCCUGAGGAUCGUCGUGUUCCUUCGGUGCUAAAUGUUCCGGCAGCUUUCAUUUCGAAUCUGGACAAUGACAGCACUCUGGACGCCGAGUACAAUACUAUUGGCAGUAUUUCAGGUCCUAGCUCAUCUGGCGCAUAG
This is a messenger RNA of Torulaspora globosa, 1611 nucleotides long. RefSeq names its product Gat2p (gene GAT2). The record is from RefSeq and is a predicted model, not a curated record. NCBI's taxonomy places the organism in Eukaryota, Fungi, Ascomycota, Saccharomycetes, Saccharomycetales, Saccharomycetaceae. The coding region runs from base 1 to 1611 and encodes 536 amino acids. Gene Ontology annotation, molecular function: sequence-specific DNA binding; zinc ion binding. Gene Ontology annotation, biological process: regulation of DNA-templated transcription. The transcript has a single exon.